UCAGUGUGUGGGUGGCUGUGUGAGUGUGUGUAUGUGGCAUAUUAGUGUUGGUGUGUGUACGUACAGCAUGUGUGUGUGUGUAACCUAAUGAGCGAGUGUGUGCGUGUCUCUGAAGAUGGGCUGUGCAAGUGGAAGGGGUUAUAAUUAGGAGCAGGUGGAGCACUUACUGCUGACAGGGCAGGCGAGGCCAAAAAAAGCCUUUAACGGCGGACGACGCACCGGCGAGAAGCGGAACGGGACGGGCGGACCGCUGCGUAGCGAGGAAGCAGCUGCGAUGGCCAGCAAAGUGAUAGACCUGAUGUACUGGCGGGAUGUUAAGAGGACGGCCGUGGUGUUCACGGGCCUUGUGGUCGGCCUGGCCUGCCUGUUCCAGCUCAGCCUCAUCAGCGUGGUGUCCAACUUCCUCCUGGCCAUCCUGGGCUUCACCAUGUUCGUACGCCUCCUCUGCAAGGCCCUGCACCUCGUUCGCCUCAUUGAUGCCUCUCACCCUUUCCAGUCGUUCCUGGAUGAGGAUCCCACCCUGACAGAUGACAUCACCAUUCGCAUGGUGGAAACCAUCGUUCUCCUGAUUGCCACGUCCAUCACAGAGCUAAAGAGACUCUUGUUCGUUGAGAACAUGAUGGAUUCAAUCAAGUUCCUGGUGCUGCUGUACCUGCUGACCUAUGUAGGUGUCCAGACCAACGGCCUCACGCUGGUCAUGUCUGCGGUGAUUUGUGCCUUCUCUCUCCCUCUGUUUUACCGGCUGCAGCAGGGACGCAUUGAGAGGAUCGUGAAAGCAGUGAACGCCUCUUUAGAUAGAGGCAAACUAAUCCUUGACAGCAUCUAUGAGCUCAUCCACCCGUCUCCUCCACCGCCUCCUGCUUCGACUCCAACGCUGAAGGCCAAGCUGAAGGCCAAGUGAUGAGGGAGAACGACACAGGCGGGGGGGGGGCAGUGGGUUUUCUGGGGAGGGCAUUGGGGGGUGUGGGGUGAAUGGGCAGAAACUGGAGAUCUGUGAACAGAUAUGGAGAAUCUGUGAAAAGCACAGGAGGGGGAAAUAGAAAAAAUAUUAAAAUGUCUUAAUGUUCAGCCUGAUGGAAUACAGGUGGAGUGUAUCGGCCACUUAAGAAUGAAGCAAGAUUUUAAGAUCAUCACUUAAGAAUGGAGCAGGAUUUUAAGAUCAUAACUUAAGAAUGGAGCAGGAUUUUAAGAUUGUCUUAAUUGUGCAAACGGAUCGCUGAUCGAAAUGGUCAGGAAGAAUUCACAUUCAUAAAAACGUUGUCUUAAAAGAAAAAUCUUGAAAUGUCUUAAAGGUUUACCCCCUAAGCCCGUACACUAAUAAUGUCCCAGAAUGUAGUCUGGGAGUCGCUGGCAGCUCUGCCUCUAGGGAUCUGAGCCAGAUCCCAUCCAGAUUCAAUCAGGAAAAAAACACUGCAUUCACACUGUAACUUAAGUUCUUUUGAUCACCAAGUUCAUCUGCACUUUUGGAAUGAGAGAAUGGGCAAAGACACACCAAUAUAUUUAAACAUUUACGGAAGACAAAUUGGGGGAAGUACCACACACUCAGCGUAGCUGGUUAACAUGACGGGGGUCAUCUAGAACCUAAAUGGAGUAACUUUGAGUGUGUGAUACUUUUUCCUGUUGUUUUUUUGUAAUAUUAUUGGACAUGUGACAAUCAGAGGUAUACCUAUAAAGAUUGAGUGUGUUUUUAUAUAUUAUUUGAAAUGUGAAGAUCAGAGUUGUACCUAUAAAGAUUGAGUGUGUUCGUCCAUUCUCUUCCUCUCCCCGAGGGCCAGGUUUAGCAACAGGGCUCUUCAUUUCAGUUCUGUGAUUAUUGAACCUAAUUUAUUUAUCUUGGUCGUCAGCCGGUCAGCACGGAGGGAGUAGAAGCUCAUGUGGCACACACACACACAUGUGCAUUGUGUAUGCAGUGAGAAACUAGCCAUUCUGAGCUAUCUCUAUUAAAGCACUUUUAAGAGCAGCUGAGUUAUGUACACACGCACACACACACGCACGCACACACACACACACACACGCACGCACGCGCGCACACACACAAAUGAAACCAGCCUCUGUAAGGCAAGCUACAGCUGAGGCAAAAAAGCAAGUCCUCUUUGCAGAGAGGUUCUUUAACAUGUAUGACCUCUGACUGUCUGGAGAUAAAGCAGCUCCAGUUAUGCGCCUUCUGUUCAUGUUUACUACCAGUUGAAACAUUUACAUUUAUUUAUAAUCCUCUGAGAUGCAACUGUUGUCUGAAAAGAUUCACAUUUGCCGAGAAACACUGUCAUGUUCAACAAAAGUGUUUAAUGGGAUGCAUUUGAGCAUCAUCAUCAUCAUCAUCAUCAUCAUCAUAUACCAUGUAGGCCAUUGCACUGUGCCGGCAGUACACUUAUAUUUAUAUUCAAUUUAAGACUGCAAAACAUCUGUCCCACCGACAAAACAAAGUCAAAAUAUGUCCAGACCGGAAUGACUAAUUCUUUUUCCCCCACAAGAGGGCGGCAUUACACAUGAAACUUUUUCUUUUGAUACCGCCAGAAUAUCAUUUGUGUGUCAAAUGUUUUUUAUUACUUUAACAGAAAUAAAAUGAGACCCCUGAUAAACAGCA
Molecule: messenger RNA, 2584 nt
Organism: Alosa sapidissima (American shad)
Lineage: Eukaryota; Metazoa; Chordata; Actinopteri; Clupeiformes; Clupeidae
Gene: rtn2b
Product: reticulon 2b
Exons: 7
Coding region: 275-901 (208 amino acids)
Source: RefSeq, a predicted model, not a curated record